This is a messenger RNA of Ylistrum balloti, 834 nucleotides long. RefSeq lists its product as uncharacterized. The transcript is spliced from 7 exons. Bases 1 to 834 code for a protein of 277 amino acids. The record is from RefSeq and is a predicted model, not a curated record. Lineage: Eukaryota; Metazoa; Mollusca; Bivalvia; Pectinida; Pectinidae.
AUGUCUAUCAGGAGGAUUUCAGUCUUUUGUGGAGCUUGUUUCUUCAUAUUUUAUACACAUUUAUUGCGAUCCGAGGAAAACCUCUCGUUUGGAAAGACUACUACUCAGAGUAGUACAUACAGACCUAGCUGGAACGCAGAUAGGGCCGUAGACGGAUGCUUGAAUCAAGACAUAUCUUCUAAUUGCUGUAUACAUACAGCUGAUACUAUAAAAGAAGUCUGGUGGCAGGUAGAUCUUGGAAGUCUAAAUACCAUCAAUUACAUCACAAUAUACUAUCGAGAUGCGUUUGAAAGACGAUUUGCAGGUUACCAGUUGUAUUUGUCCAAUACCACGGACUGGACACAGGGUAACCUAUGUUACGAAGAUACUAGCAAGAAUUUGACUGAAGUAGAACUGAUCGUAACGCACCAGUGCCCAUAUGUAGCUAGGUAUGUUGUCGUGUACAACUACAGAAGCUAUCCAAAGCGACACGAGUGGUAUGAUGACUUUGCUAUACUAGAGCUUUGUGAGGUACAAGUGUUUGGGUGUCCUAUACAGAAACAUGGCUAUGGAAACUGCAACAAAAACUGCUCGCAUAACUGUUAUGGGGGCAACUGUAACGGAGUAACUGGUUCCUGCUUUUACUGUCUUCCUGGAAAGUGGGGUGAUGCCUGUGAUCAAGAUUGUCCUACCACCUGCAAAACCAAUACCUGUAUACCCAAUAAUGGAUCGUGUACAGAAUGUAAACCAGGAAGGCAUGGAGAUGUCUGUGACAAAUAUUGUCCUUUCACCUGUAAUGGAACCUGUGAUAAAGUCUCCAGCUAUUGUAGAGGUAUACACAUCACAAAACCUUAA